AUGGUGAAGCUGGCGACGGCGAGGGAGGCGCGGCUGUACGGGCAGGCGCUGGCGGUGCGGUGGUGGGAGUACAUCAACGCCGGCGCGUACAUGUUCGGCACCCUGCUCCUGGCCGCGGGGCUCGCGGCGCUGUGCGCGUCCGAGGGCGGCGUCGGCGCCACGGACGCCGGGCUCGCCGUGGCUGGCGUGGCGCUGGCGGUGGUGGCGGCCGUGAACGCGCACGACCUGGGCACGCACCUCGCCGGCGUGGACUGCCACGUCGGGCUCGCCCGGUUCGACCCCCAGCUCGGCAUCGUCGAGUUCCUCGCGCCCGCGCUCCAUGCCGCAGGCUGCGUCCUCGCCAUCGUCAGCCUCGCGCUGCAGCUCUUCUCCCAGGGCGACAAGCUGGAGAGGCGCGCCGCGGCCCCCGCUUGCGCCGGAGCUGCCCCUGCUCGCACCGCCGCGGCAUCUGCUCGUGCCGCCGUGGCCUCUACUCGCGCCUUCCCUCUCCGCCGCGGCCUCUCCUCGCGUCGUGGCCUCUCCCCCCUCCGCUGCAGCAGCUCGAACCCCAGCAGCCGACCGCGCCUUCCCUCGCCGUCGGCCAGAUCCCCCGCCCGGCGCCGUCCCCCUUCCCCCCUCCUCCAGCGACCUCCCCCUUACCAUCAACCCACUCAGCCGCCGCCAUGGAUCCCUUUCUGUCUCCUCCCUCUUUCACUCGUGGGGAUGACGGGAACCAAGGCGGCGCGUUGA
Messenger RNA from Triticum aestivum (bread wheat), 729 nucleotides. RefSeq lists its product as uncharacterized. The record is from RefSeq and is a predicted model, not a curated record. Bases 1 to 729 code for a protein of 242 amino acids. Lineage: Eukaryota; Viridiplantae; Streptophyta; Magnoliopsida; Poales; Poaceae. The transcript is spliced from 2 exons.